ACAAUAGCAGAAUGAGUGGUGAGACAGGAGCCGGGAAACCCCUGAAGGUGGGCUCACGUGUGGAAGUUAUCGGGAAGGGGCACCGGGGCACUGUUGCUUAUGUGGGUGCCACUAUGUUUGCCUCUGGGAAAUGGGUUGGAGUGAUUCUGGAUGACGCCAAGGGUAAAAAUGAUGGAACAGUGCAAGGCAAGAGAUACUUCACCUGUGAGGAGAGUCAUGGCAUCUUCGUACGCCAGUCGCAGAUCCAGCUCGUCGAGGAUGGCGCUGACACCACUUCCCCUGAUACCCCACAGGAACCAUUGUCUUCAAAGCUUCCCAAGCGAGAGAUGACUGAGACUCCUAAAAGCAGCAAACUGCCGAGCCGGUCUGCGAAUUCAGCGUCGAGCGCGACAUCGGCUACUCCAUCACCAUCUGCUGCUGAGAUGAGCAGCAGUGAGCCCAGCACUCCAGCACAGACUCCAAUCGCUGCCCCUAUCAUCCCCACACCAACAUCUGGACUGCCAUUACCUCAGGCCCUUCCUCUGCUGUCUCCAAAGGAGGAGGAGAAUCUCCGGAGCCAGGUGAAGGAUCUUGAAGAAAAACUGGAGACGUUAAAAAUGAAGAGAAAUGAAGACAGAGCCAAGUUGAAGGAGCUGGAGAAAUUCCGGAUUCAAUUUGAACAACUGCAGGAAUGGAAGCUGAAGAUGCAGGAGCAGCAGAAUGAGCUGCAGCGGCAACUCAAAGAAGCCAAAAAGGAAGCAAAGGAUGCUCUUGAAGCCCGAGACCAUUACAUGGAGGAGAUGGCUGAUACAGCCGAUGCCAUUGAGAUGGCGACUCUUGACAAAGAGAUGGCAGAGGAGCGAGCAGAAUCUCUCCAACAAGAAGUGGAUAGUCUGAAGGAGAAGGUCGAGGAGUUAACGAUGGACCUCGAGAUCCUGAAGCAUGAGAUUGAAGAGAAAGGAACUGAUGGGGCUGCUUCCAGUUACCACGUCAAACAGCUGGAGGAACAGAAUGCCCGGCUCAAGGAGGCUCUCGUCAGAAUGCGCGAUCUGUCUGCCUCAGAGAAGCAGGAACACAGCAAGCUGCAGAAAGUGACGGAGAAGAAAAGCAGUGAACUGGAUAGCCUGAGACAGCAGAGGGAGAAAAUGCUCGAGGAGAUGAAACAAGCUGAAAAGACCAUCGACGAGUUGAAAGAGCAGGUUGAUGCUGCGUUGGGAGCAGAGGAAAUGGUGGAGACAUUGACAGAACGGAACCUGGAUCUGGAGGAGAAAGUGCGGGAGUUCCGGGAGACAGUCAGUGACCUGGAAGCCAUUAAUGAAAUGAAUGACGAGUUGCAGGAGAAUUCCCGGGAAACGGAGCUGGAGUUGCGGGAACAGCUGGAUCUGGGAGCAGCCAGAGUUCGGGAAGCAGAGAAACGAGUGGAAGCUGCUCAGGAAACAGUGGCUGAUUAUCAACAAACCAUUAAAAAAUACCGAGAACUGACCUCCCAUCUCCAGGAUGUCAACCGUGAGCUGAUGAGCCAACAGGAGGCGUCGGCAGAGAGAGAACAACAACCUCCACCUGAAAUCAUCGACUUCAAAAUCAAAUUUGCAGAGACAAAGGCUCAUGCUAAGGCCAUUGAGAUGGAGCUGCGUAAGAUGGAGGUACAGCAAGCAAACCGACAUGUCUCCUUACUGACCUCAUUCAUGCCAGAUUCCUUCCUGCGGCAUGGGGGAGACCAUGACUCCAUCCUGGUCCUUCUGCUGAUUCCACGCCUCAUCUGUAAGGCAGAGUUGAUCAGUAAACAUGCUCAGGAGAAGUUUGAGCUGAAUGAGGAUUACAGCGAGCGACAAGGCCUCAGAGGGGCAGUGGGUGAACAGAUGAGCUUUGGUGCCGGCCUGGUGUAUUCACUGUCCCUGUUACAGGCCACUCUCCACAAAUAUGAACAGGCUCUGGGACAAUGCAAUGUGGAUGUUUAUAAGAAGAUUGGAGGCCUUUACCCUGAGAUGAGUGUCCAUGAAAGAUCACUGGAUUCCCUCAUCGAACUCCUGCACAAGGACCAAUUAGAUGAGACGGUCAACGUGGAGCCCCUCACGAAGGCCAUCAAAUACUAUCAGCAUCUCUACACCAUUCACCUGCUGGAACAAAGUGAGGAUUGUACUGUGCAGCUGGCUGACCACAUCAAGUUUACUCAGAGCGCUCUGGGCUGUAUGGCAGUGGAAGUGGGGAGACUGCGAUCCCUCCUACAGCCGGGACAUGAAGCUGCUGACAUCGCCAUUCUCCUGAAGGAUCUCAGCACCUCGUGCAGUGAUAUCCGGCAGUUCUGUAAGAAGGUUCGGAGACGAAUGCCCGGGACUGAUGCUCCUGGAAUUCCGGCAGCGCUGUCGUUCGGAUCACAGGUAUCAGACACGCUGUUGGAUUGCAGAAAGCACUUGACCCGUGUGGUGGCUGUGCUGCAGGAGAUGGCAGCUGCGGGAAUCCAACUCGUUGCCCCACUGCCGGAGAAUGAAGGACUGGUACCCCGGAAACUGGAGGACAUGGCAUUUAAAGCUACAGAGCAGGUAUACGGAGCACAGGCCACAAGUCCAUAUGAAUGUCUUCGUCAGUCGUGCACAGUGAUCAUCGUCACCAUGAACAAGAUGGCCACAGCAAUGCAGGAGGGAGAGUACGAUUCAGAGAAGGCAUUGAUGAAGUUGCCUCCUCCAGUUGAGCUGCGAGCUGCUGCUCUCCGGGCUGAGAUCACAGACGCGGAGGGACUGGGUCUAAAACUGGAGGAUCGUGAAACUGUCAUCAAAGAGCUGAAGAAAUCCCUGAAGAUCAAGGGUGAGGAGCUGAGUGAGGCCAGUGUGCGGCUGAGUUUGCUGGAGAAGAAACUGGAUUGUUCAUCGAAAGAGGCUGACGAUCGAGUGGAGAAAAUCCAGGUGAAGCUGCUGGAGACACAGGCCACCCUCAGGAGAAAGGAGAAGGAGUUUGAUGAGACAAUGGAUGCUCUGCAGGCCGACAUCGAUCAACUGGAAUCUGAGAAGCUGGAGCUGAAGCAGCGUCUCAGCAGCCAGUCGAAACGUACAAUCGAGGGGCUGAGGGGUUCGCCAGGCUCCGGCAUUGCUUCCAUAGUAACAGGGACAGGUUCGACUCAGAUGACAGCUGGCUCUGCUCCAAUUCAGAUCAAGGACUCGCCCUUACUCCUGCAGCACAUUGAAGCUCUCCGACACUCUGUCAAACAACUGAAGAACGACAACAACCUGCUAAAGGUACCU
This is a messenger RNA of Carcharodon carcharias (great white shark), 3215 nucleotides long. RefSeq names its product dynactin subunit 1-like. The record is from RefSeq and is a predicted model, not a curated record. The transcript is spliced from 23 exons. The annotation marks the transcript as partial. Gene Ontology annotation, cellular component: spindle pole; kinetochore; axon. Lineage: Eukaryota; Metazoa; Chordata; Chondrichthyes; Lamniformes; Lamnidae. Gene Ontology annotation, biological process: nuclear migration; establishment of mitotic spindle orientation.